Messenger RNA from Astrephomene gubernaculifera, 1373 nucleotides. The record is from the annotation of a GenBank genome assembly. NCBI's taxonomy places the organism in Eukaryota, Viridiplantae, Chlorophyta, Chlorophyceae, Chlamydomonadales, Astrephomenaceae.
AGCCGUCGCUUUUGUUCCGCCACAAGCCACACGCUCACAACUGAACAUCACGCUUGGCUUUGCACAGCGACCCUGCUUCCUCUAUUGAAAAAAGCCUCUAGGUUUGCUGCAAAUAAGCUAGGCAGAACGCGUGUGGCUGCCUAUGCUGGCUUUGCUGCCCCAACACCGCCCGAUACAGCUCUGAACCAGGUCUUAGCUAGAGUAUGCGUGCCGAUAAUGCCCGUCGAGCUCUAACCCGAUUUUCUACGGGCUGCGUAGAUUGAAAUGGCUCAGCACGUCGCCCUUCGCGUCGCCGUCCCGGAAAAAUGUUUACAGCACACGCUGCCAGUUGGCAGCUUUACUCUGGAUGACCUCCCCGCACAACCCAGCAGCACGCCCAAUGGCACCCAAAUCUUUUGGGUGCCUCGUGACCGUUUUCGUGACCUGGUGGCAGGCGAGCAGCAGCGAGGAGAGUGUUGCCUCGUCUGUUGCCACAAAAGGAUGCCACCUGCACCCAAACGUACGCGGCAAGACAACGUGCAGGAGACCUUUGAGCUGCAGUGCUGCUUCGGGCCAGCUGAUUAUCGCAAGUCAGCUGGUAAUUGCAAGUCAGCGGCUCCUCUACAGCCAGAGCCCGUGCUGCCAGACCAGGGCAAGCCAGAGCAGCAACAGCUAAAGCAGGUGACAAACCUGGCAACCGUCACGGAGUCGAGCGGCUGCACCGCCAACAAUGACGUGAACCCUCCGAGUGCUGGUUGCAGCAGCGAUGGCGGCCCCUGUUCACCUGCUGCUGAUGCGGCUGCUGCCCCUGCUGCUGAUGCGGACGUCGUCAAGGAGUCGGCGUCCCCCCAGCCAGACCCCGCGUGCGCUGCACCGCCUGCUGCAGUGAAGAAGCGCCGCAGAGGGACCACCUCCAUCAAGGUCGGCUGCCAGUUCGCCCUCCGUGUCAGCUACUACCGCGCCUGUCCGGACUGGGCGUGCGUGCGGGUCAAGCAGCGGCGGCACCUCGACCAAGGGGGCCGCCCCUGCCACGGUCCGGACUGCCCGGAGGCGGCUCCGGGCACGCGACUCGCGCAUGCAGCCCAGCGCUUCCUGCUUCGGGCAAAGGCGGCAGCGGAGGGAGCGCCGCCCCCGCAUGUGGAGCCGUAUCGAACCAGGACGUCGGGGAAGGUGGUACCCCAGGAGCAGCAACGGCUAGGAGCGCAGCAGCCGGAGCAGCAGCAGCGUGCAGAUCCUGAUGACUCGCAUGCUGAAGGUGCUGCUGCUGCUGCUGCUGAGGACUGCAGUGACAACAGCGAGGAGCGCCGCCCAUGCAUGCAGGCUCGUGAGCAGCAGCAGGAGCCUGGGGAGCAGUGUGGGGAGCAACAGCCGAUGCGAACCGAGCAGCAAGAGCG